Cylindrotheca closterium is the source of this 1518-nucleotide messenger RNA. Lineage: Eukaryota; Bacillariophyta; Bacillariophyceae; Bacillariales; Bacillariaceae. The record is from the annotation of a GenBank genome assembly.
AUGGACAUCUCUACAAAAAAGGGAUCCAAUCUGUUUCUACAGGGAGAAUCCAGCUUUGACUUCUUCACCACCAAAGUAAUGGAGUUGGAGCACAUUCGACUGAAGGAUAGGGACCGAUCAAUCGAGGUUGUCGCACAACUAUUGGCGAAGAACGCCAACAAAAAGCUUUUUCGGGAGAAAAUUCCAGUGCUGGAAAUUGAAUGUUGGCUGCAGCAUUCCGUCUCCGAAAUCCAAAAGCUCGUUACCAAACCCAACUGGACACCAGAAGAGAAAUUGCAGGAACGCGAAAUUCUAGUGCUCAACCAAUGCAGUGCCAUGUUCUUACAUGCAGUCCCCGUCGCUCUAGCGUUUGAAAGCAAUUUUUUCCAGGUUUUGACCAAGUAUACUACGGCUCGCAAUGGAAAUAGUGGAGAUUUUUCCUCAGAACAUAUAUGCGAACAUGUCUUGUCUAUUGUGUGGAAUGCCUUCAUCACGUCCACAUCUAGAUCUAACGGGUGGUCUGCCAAGACUGCUUUCAAACAACUCGCGGCGAGCGGUAUCCUCGAAGAAUUCAUUCGAUGCUUGGUGAGCCCAAAGCUAGAACCGCACCUUUCCGAGGGAAUUGACACCAUGCUUCAACAGCUCCAAUUAUGCUCUAAUUUCCUAAAGAACAAAUUCAAAAUUGGCGACUCUUGUGGUGACGCAUUGCGAGCAGUCCUGGAAGACAAGGCUGGCAUCAGAAAGACGAGAGAUCAUAUCUUCCAAAGGCUAGAAAAUAUUGUCCUAUCGGUAGACUCCAUGUGCCCGACAGUCAAGCCAAAGCAAUGGUGCAGCCAUUGUCGCAAGUUUGAAAACUCAAAAGACUUUCAGGAAUCGCUCAUGAUAUGUUCUCGGUGCCGUAAUGCUUCUUAUUGCAGUAGGGAGUGCCAGGUUGCAGAUUGGAAUCGACACAGCCGGUGCUGUUCUUCUGCCGUAAGGAGCAUGAGGAUUUCGUUGAAUAUUCUAUCAGUACGGGUUGGCAACUUUAUGAAAAGUCACUACGCAACGAUGAUGAUCAAGAUGGUCGAACAAUGCGACAAGACUAGUCUGAAGAUGCAAGACAUGAUCAUUCAGCUUGAUUACAUGCCCAACGAAAUUGGUGUCAUUCCUGCAUUGCAGGAUCCACCCAUUUUCAAGGUAGCCCCGAUUCGAGAUCACAUUGAAGGAGCUCCACCACCAGAGCCGAAUUGGUACGAUUCUCGAUCUGGCAAGUACACGUAUUUGUGUAUAGAUCCAAUCAAGAAUCUGAAGUCAAAACAACGUCCAGACCAUGUGACGUUCCUUGUGCGCUCUGAAGAAGGCAUACAGUGCUUCAAUAUUGAAAUGGAUAAGAGGGGUACCGACGAGACCGUGAGUGCUUUUCGGAGCGCCCUACAAGACAGUGACUUUGAACCACUGACUCGUAUCUUUGACAAUGAGGAGGCCACGCAACUUUCAAGUCAAAUCCAAAAUAUGCAUCUUCAUCAGGAUUCAGAAGAUUCGUCCUCCAGUUUCCGGUGA